Messenger RNA from Penicillium hordei, 750 nucleotides. RefSeq names its product ATG16 family protein. NCBI's taxonomy places the organism in Eukaryota, Fungi, Ascomycota, Eurotiomycetes, Eurotiales, Aspergillaceae. The coding region runs from base 1 to 750 and encodes 249 amino acids. The record is from RefSeq and is a predicted model, not a curated record. The transcript is spliced from 3 exons.
AUGCACGAGGCCUGGGGCGGUGGAGCGGGCGGUGGGCAAUUGAUAACGAUUAGCACCGCAUCUCGCGCCCGAGGCGGCACCAACUCCACUUCAUCACAUUCAGGUACAUCCCUUUGCUUGGGAAGGCUUAUGGCCCACUGGAGGGAGGAGUACUUGGCUGCUCUGACAGUUCGAGACCAACGAGAGAAAGCAAAUGCUACGCUUUACGAUGCCUACGCCCAGCUUGCAGAUCGUACCAGCAAACUAGCAACAGCAGCAAAAUGCGCCAGUCCCGCAACAGCGCAGAGUGAAGCUCAACCCACUGUUCCAUCUCCUAUAGUUCCACCAUCCAGAAAGCAACGAUCAAUUGGGCCAGAUUCUACCCCGACCGACCUUCUCAAUACUACCCGUGCAGACCUGUCCGAGGCACAGCGAUCCCGCUCAGAAUUACAAGAUCGCUUGAAUCGAGUAAAUACAGAAGUGGAAACACUUCGCAAGAAGAGUUCGCAAGAGGGUCGACGAAUCAACGCCCUGGAAAGCGAGAGAGCACAACUAAAGCUACGAUUAAAAGACAGAGAUGCGGAGCUGAAAGGGAAGGCCAAGCUGCUCGAGGAUUUCCAAGAUGAACUGGCGACACUAAACCUUCAGCUUAAUAUGGCCGAAGAACGAUCAACUCGACUGAAAAAUGAGAACCAAGAUCUGGUUGAUCGUUGGAUGGCCAGAAUGGGCCAAGAAGCUGAGGCCAUGAACGAUGCAUCGAAAUAUUCCUGA